This is a messenger RNA of Oppia nitens, 1668 nucleotides long. Its product is annotated as sulfhydryl oxidase 2-like. Gene Ontology annotation, molecular function: flavin-dependent sulfhydryl oxidase activity; protein disulfide isomerase activity. Gene Ontology annotation, cellular component: Golgi membrane. Gene Ontology annotation, biological process: protein folding. Bases 1 to 1668 code for a protein of 555 amino acids. Lineage: Eukaryota; Metazoa; Arthropoda; Arachnida; Sarcoptiformes; Oppiidae. The transcript has 4 exons. The record is from RefSeq and is a predicted model, not a curated record.
AUGAGCUUAAUUCAUGCAAUUCUCAUAUUUUUAUGUUUUAUUAGUAAUUUUUAUGGGUUUUCUGUAUUCAAUGAAAACGAUUCAGUAAUUGAAUUAAAUGCCAAUAAUUUCAAUAAUAAUAUUUACAGUAAAAGUCAUAUAUGUUUAGUAAAUUUUUAUCUCCAUUGGUGUCCACAUUGUAUAACAUACUCGAAGGUAUGGAAAGAGUUUGCAAAUGAUAUAAAAGAUUGGCAUUCAGUGGUCAAAGUAUAUGCCAUUGAUUGUGCAAAUAAGUCGAGUGAAGCUAAUUGUCGAAGACAUGGCAUAACUCGCUUCCCAAGAAUCAGACUCUUCAAGACAUUUGCAAACACCGCUGAUUUGGGACAGACUUUUGAAACACGAGAUACAGUUCAACAACUUAAGACACAAUUCAUUGAUUGGUUGCUAACAUCACACCAACACUUAAGACAUGACAUCAACUUAUAUCCCAUUAGUAUCGUCUCUAAGAAUGAACUGUUUAACGCUCUUCCACUUAAUUUACAUAAAUAUAAUCUAAUAUUUUUGGUCAACAAUCCGACACAUUUAGCUGUUGAGAUUAUUUUGGACUUCAGUCAACAUUCAGAUGCGGUUAAUAUAAUAACAGUAAACGACAGGAGUGGUCGACUUAGAAGUCAACUCUUCUCCCAUUCAGUCAAUCUUCCGGCGCUUAUCAACGCUCACACUAACCAUAGUUUACAAUUGAUUGCAAGUGCUCAUUCAACAAAUGAAGAGCUUCUCCGUAAAGAAUUUGGUCUUAAAAUUAAAGAAUUAUUAAAUAUUAGUGAAAUUCAAAUAAAUAUCAACGAAACCAAUAAUAGAGAGAAGAAUAUAACAACAAAUUCAUUAAUAAUAUCAAUUAGAAAUGAAUUGCCAUUAAGUUUGUCUGAUCUCUACAAUACUUUACGACAAUUUCUUCAUUCAGAAGUGACUCGUUAUGAAAAAUUGAAUUCAAAUCAAUUAAAAAUAUUAAAAACUUAUUUUUCAAUUAUUUAUAAGUAUUUUCCAUUUGAUAACGAAAAUGUUCGCCGAUUUUUUAAACGUAUGAAACAUUGGUUUUCCAAUAAAACGGAUGAAAUCAAGUCCGAGACAUUGAUUGCAGCCAUGAAGAUAAGUGAUGGCUAUUUACCACCAAUGGUUCAAUGGAGACAUUGUUCUGGAAGUAAACCCAAUUUUCGUGGCUAUUCCUGUGGUUUGUGGUCAUUGUUUCACGUAUUAACUGUUAGAGAGUAUACAAUGAAUAAAAAAAAUAAGACUCAAAAUACUCACGAAGUCUUACCACUGAUGAGAGACUUUAUAAUUAAUUUCUUUUCGUGUGAAGACUGCGCCAAACAUUUUGAAAAAACUUCGAGACGACUGACUUCUUAUUUGGACACCGAUGAGAGUUCAGUGCUGUGGUUAUGGAGAGUUCACAAUCAGGUCAACCAACGAACUAAAGGCAGUCUCAGUGAAGAUCCAUACUUUCCUAAAGUUCAAUACCCAACCCAUCAAAUGUGUGGUCAAUGCUUUCAAAACAACAACGAGUUUAAUGAGACAAACGUAUUGAAGUAUUUACUCGAGACCUAUGAUCCCAAAAAUUUGACCAAAAGUGCCGCUUAUUAUGCGGAACAAAAAGUUUUGGCCAAAAACUCCGAUACAAAACUAGAGGUGUGA